This is a messenger RNA of Cyclopterus lumpus (lumpfish), 3023 nucleotides long. RefSeq names its product glycerophosphodiester phosphodiesterase domain containing 5a (gene gdpd5a). The record is from RefSeq and is a predicted model, not a curated record. Gene Ontology annotation, molecular function: glycerophosphodiester phosphodiesterase activity. Gene Ontology annotation, biological process: lipid metabolic process; positive regulation of neuron differentiation. Gene Ontology annotation, cellular component: plasma membrane. NCBI's taxonomy places the organism in Eukaryota, Metazoa, Chordata, Actinopteri, Perciformes, Cyclopteridae.
ACACUUUGUUGAGCUCUUUCUGUGAGCGCUGAAGGUACGUCUUUACCCACGGGGAAACUAUCCGGUAAGAGUUGUAGGUUAACCCGUUAAAGCCGGAGGCUGAUGAGUGCCUUCACAGACUUCUGUGAAGACAGGAUGUCAACAUCCACGGAGAUAACCGGUUAACCGACAGCUUCCUCGUGUGGCCGGGGCACAGAAGAGAGCGGGCCGCCGUGGAGGGUUCCCAGUCCUGUGUGGGAUGUUAAUGGACUGGUGUCGCGUUGAGGCUGAAGGAGCAUGGUGAAACACCAACCCUUGCAGGUCUAUGAGAAACAGGUCUUUGUGUCCUUUGUCACUGGGAUCUAUGGUUGCCGCUGGAAACGCUACCAGCGUUCCCAAGACGACAGCUCCAGGUGGGAGUGUACAUGGUUCGUCAUCUUGUGCAGUUCUUUCCUCCUGCUUCUCUUUUGGGCCUACUUCUGGUUGGUGGCACAAAAUGAUUUCAACGAGUUCAACUGGUUGGUAUACAACCGCUCUGGAGAAUGGAGGGACGAGACAAUCCCCAUCCUCGCAUCCACCACCGUGGGAUUCAGCUACAUCACAUUCUUAUUGAUUUUAGCACUUUUCCAUAUAUCCUUGGGCCAGCAGCUAAACCUCUACUGGGUUCACAAGAUAGGAGUUUUGGCUACAUUGCUCACCACUAUCUCUGGCGUCAUCUCGGUCGAUGACGUAUGGGGAGAUGAGUGGGACAUCCUGCUGGUUUCACUGCAGUCCACAGCACCUUUCCUGCACAUUGGAGCCCUGGUGACCGUCACAGCCAUCAGCUGGUUGGUAGCUGGGUAUGUGGUCCGCAGAGAGCGAUCCAAUUUCCAGGUGAUGAUGUUGCUGAUCUACAUGGUCAUCCUCCUGGUUGUGUAUUUGGUGCCGCUCACAUUCACCUGCCCCUGCAUCAUGGACCGCCACAGCCUCGGAGCACGACCAGACAUCAUCGGUCGACGGGGAGCUCCCAUGCUGGCCCCAGAAAACACCAUGGUGUCCUUUAACAGAGCCCUGCAGUACGGAGCCAGCUCCCUUGAGGCAGACGUCACGAUCAGUGUGGAUGGUUUCCCGUUCCUUAUGCGGGACCGCACAUUGAAACGAACGACAGACGUCCACAAGGUCUUUCCAGGCAGGCGGUACGAUGACGCCUCUUUCUUCAACUGGACUGAGAUCCGCUCUCUAAAUGCAGGCCAGUGGUUUUUGGAGAGUGACCCCUACUGGACAGUAGAAACCCUCACAGCGAGGGAGCGCAGCAGAAUAGGCAACCAGACGGUCUGCAGUCUGGUGGAAAUGCUGCGUCUGGUCGUCAGGGCCAACGGCUCUGCACUGCUCAACGUCCGCAGGCCUCCUCCAGAGCACCCGCGCCACCGCAGCUGGUUCAUGGACACGCUGUGGGCUGUGCAGAAAGCGGGGAUUUCCCAGACGAGGGUGAGGACUGUGACGUGGACCCCCGACACGGACAGGGGGAGGGUGAGAGGGCUUCAGCAGACCGCCAACGAGAAGCUGUCGGUGGAAGAGAUAAGGCAGAGGGGAAUAACCAGCCUGACCCUCCACUACAGCAAGGCCAGCCACAAAGACAUACAGGAGUAUCUGGCCAAUAAUGUGAGUGUGACGGUCUAUCCAGUAAAUGAGCCCUGGCUCUACUCCAUCCUGUGGUGUAGCGGGGUGCCUUCUGUGUCCUCCGAUGCCCCCCAAGUCCUCCGAAAGGUGCCUUACCCCAUCUGGCUCAUGAGCCAGAACGCUUACAACUUUAUCUGGAUCACUUCCGAUCUGGUCUCCAUCGCCGUAGUCAUAGGGACUUUCUGUUUCCAGAAGUGGAGGAUGAGAGGGAUGCAGACUUAUAACCCGGAGCAGAUCAUGCUGAGCGCCGUGGCCCGCCGGUCCAGUCGGGACGUCAACAUCAUGAAGGAGAAGCUCAUAUUCUCAGAUCUCAACAAUGGACUCGGCAGCACAGAGGAGCUGUGCCUGUACCCUGAGAACGGUUAUGCCACGUACUCUCAUGGAGACCUCGGCCACUGAACUGAACCCACGGCUGGACGUCGGCCGACUGGACCUUGUUUUGUCGUCAGAAGGAAGGAGCACAGCUGGGGGAACCGAUCUGUCAACUUAUGGAGUUAUGACACCAACUUGUAUCUAAAGUGUUUGGCCUAUUGAUUUAUCUGUUUUUAAAAUAACACAUUUUGUUAAUGUGUAAGUUCCAUGUAAUAAAUGUAAUAUCAUUUUUUAUGUAUUUUCAUUCCGUAAUACUGCCAGCAUUUUCAAUGAAAAUAGUUCACCACUUUUAACAUUGCUGUCAAGAGUCAGUUUCCUGUUUUCAGUGUUAGAAAUGUGUUCAAAAUUCUUCACUGGGACAACAUGUGUGUGUCUGGUCUUUAGGGGUCAGCUGACCAGUGACCAAAUGUCUCAUGAUGAGGUGGAUGCUAUUUCCUCCGUUGACCAGGUGAACCUGGGAUUUGUGUUUCUCAGAACCUUAUUUAAAUCAAUUAUUCAUUUAAAAACAUAAUUGUAUCAACAAUAUUACAGGAUACGUUUGGUGUGGUGAUUGGGCCAAAAUCCAUUUGACUACGAGAAAAGAAAAUCUGCGUGCUUGAGCGACCUUUAAGCGAAUAUGGGCUGUAUAUUUUCAAUUCAUGUAUUUCACUGUUAACAGGUGUAGUGUUCUGUAUUAUAAACUUAUGUAAAUGAGUUGUUUUUAUUCUGUUUUUCAAUAGUUUGGACAUAUCAAUUGUAUAUUUUCAGUUUUCAUUUAUUACCAUUGUGACUGUCCUUUUAUGUGCGAAAGACAGAAUAUGGACUACAAGAAAACUUUUUUUCGGGACGGGGUAUUGUGAUGAAUGUUCUUUUCUGUCAUGCCAUGAUUGAUUUACUGUAUAGUCAUAUUAGCUAUUACAUCUUUCACGUGACUGCCUUUUUGUUAACUUUAUGGACUGGUAGUAAGUGUUAAAUAUUUAGUGUAGUCUUUACAACUUUCUAGUUACAGCUACACCGACAUGUCGGCUGUUCAA